GGGCUGACCCUUCAGGGGCGAUAAUGAUGGACAGCUUUGUCUGUUCCCCCUUCAGCACGUACCAGAACUUCAGGAGCAGCCCCGCGCUCGGCCGCGGCUGGGACGCCGGGGCCAAGCAGCCCAGCUGGAAGCAGAGCAAGAGCGGCGGCAUCGCCCCCUUCCUCGCGGGGCCCUUCACGCCGCUGCCCUCCGACUACCUGGACGGCUACCGGCGGGCGCAGCUGCAGGCGCUGCUGUCGCAGGUGGGCCCCGCGCUGGCGCCGCGGCCGCGCCGCGCCAGCACCAAGGAGGCGGCGGUGCAGGUGAGCCUGCGGGCCGACGCGGCCGUGCAGUGCUCGCUGGGGCCGCGCACGCUGCCGCCCGCCCGGCGCUUCAGCCCCGCCGCCCUGCGCGCCCCGGGCCGCCUCGCCCUCUACUCACCCGCGCCCGAGCGCCGCCUCUUCGCGCUGCCCGACGCCGCGCCGCUCCCGGAGCCGGCAGCGCCCGCCGAGGAGACCCCGACGGAGGACGGCGGCGAGGAGCAGCAGGAGGGCCCGGCGGGGGCCGCGCUGCCGCCGCGCCAGGAGCCGGUGGGGACGCGGCCGGAGGAGACCGCGGCUCCCAGGCAGAGAGCUGCCUUCCAGUUCUUGGAGCAGAAGUAUGGCUAUUUCCACUGCAAAGACUGUAAGACCAGAUGGGAGAGUGCUUACGUGUGGUGCAUUUCUGGAAGCAACAAGGUGUACUUCAAGCAGCUCUGUCGCAAAUGUCAAAAGAGCUUCAAUCCCUAUCGAGUGGAAGCAAUCCAGUGCCAGAUCUGUUCCAAGACUCGUUGUUCUUGCCCUCAAAGGAAGAGACAUAUUGAUCUGAAGAGACCUCAUCGCCAAGAACUCUGUGGCCGCUGCAGAGGCAAAAGGCUGUCCUGUGACAGCACUUACAGCUUCAAAUACAUUGUCUGAUCCAUGUGCCCUCUUCUGUUUUGUGCUUUGCACUUAGUCUGUUGCAAUGUUUUGACUUAAGGCUUUUGACCUGGCAUUGGAUAAUGGAUGAAGACUUCAGUAUUAUUGUAAAAUAUAGUAACUUAAAAGUAUGUAAUUUCACUUGUAUGUAUGCUGUAAAUAAAAUUCAAUAAAAGUCUGCACUAGUUUGAUA
Hirundo rustica (Barn swallow) is the source of this 1128-nucleotide messenger RNA. It is a transcript of the gene ZAR1L, whose product is annotated as zygote arrest 1 like. Gene Ontology annotation, biological process: translation. The record is from RefSeq and is a predicted model, not a curated record. The transcript is spliced from 4 exons. Gene Ontology annotation, molecular function: mRNA base-pairing post-transcriptional repressor activity. Gene Ontology annotation, cellular component: cytoplasm. NCBI's taxonomy places the organism in Eukaryota, Metazoa, Chordata, Aves, Passeriformes, Hirundinidae. The coding region runs from base 24 to 935 and encodes 303 amino acids.